Messenger RNA from Aspergillus steynii IBT 23096, 1080 nucleotides. Its product is annotated as ketopantoate reductase family protein. Bases 1 to 1080 code for a protein of 359 amino acids. Gene Ontology annotation, cellular component: mitochondrion; cytoplasm. The transcript has a single exon. Gene Ontology annotation, molecular function: 2-dehydropantoate 2-reductase activity; NADP binding. Gene Ontology annotation, biological process: pantothenate biosynthetic process. The record is from RefSeq and is a predicted model, not a curated record. Lineage: Eukaryota; Fungi; Ascomycota; Eurotiomycetes; Eurotiales; Aspergillaceae.
AUGACUCCCAAACCUUCACCCCGAAUCCAUGUUCUCGGACUCGGCAGCAUCGGCUGCUUUGCUGCGCAUUGCAUCACCGAGAUCGUCAACGGACCCUCCGUCACCCUCCUCCUCCAUCGCAAGUCCCUUCUCGACGCCUACCGUCGCAAUGGCAAUCGCAUGCGAGUCCAGACCUCAGAAGGCGAGCAUAUCAGCUCCGAAGGAUAUCAGUUCGAGGCCCUCGACAACGGCCAAUGGUAUCAUACUGCACCGGACGAUGAGCCAGAUUCCCCCAGAGAGCCCGCCACCGAGCCCAUCGAGAACCUGAUCGUCUGCGUCAAAGCCACCCAGACGGUGGAGGCUCUGCGCCCUCUAUCCAGCAGACUGACUCCCAGCUCGACGGUUCUUUUUCUUCAGAAUGGCUCGGGCAUGAUCGACGAAGUAAAUGCCCAUCUCUUCACGAACCCAGACACUCGUCCCCGCUACCUCAUCGGGGUCAUUUCCCACGGCGUCACACUCAAUGCGUCCUUCGAUAUCACGCACACCGGGUUCUCGGCGACAUCGAUAGGCCAGAUGCCGCGCGAGCACGAGCACGAGAAAUCCCCCUCAGAUUCAGAUCCAGAGCCAACAUCAGACAACUUCCUCCUCACUACCCUCCCCCACUCCCCCCGCCUCAACCUUACCUCCUACACCUACACCUCCGUCCUGCAAUUCCAGCUCGAAAAGCUGGCCGUCAACGCCUUCUGCAACCCCCUCUGCGCCCUGAACGACGCGCCCAACGGCUUCCUCUUCACGCUCCCCGAUACCCGCCGUGCCAUCUUAACCGAGAUCUCGAGCGUCGUGCUUGCGCUGCCUGAACUGCGCGGUGUUCCGGGCGUCGAGGACCGGUUCUCCGUCGAGAGGUUGGAGAACACGGUGAAUGGCAUUCUGCAGAAGACGUAUAAUACGACGUGCUCGAUGGUGUGGGAUCUAAGGACAGGGAGAGAGACGGAGGUGAGGUUUAUUAAUGGGUCGUGGUCGAGGAUGGGGAGGAGGGUUGGGGUGCCUACGCCGGUGAAUGAUCGGUUGGUGGAGGAGGUGGAGGAGAGGGGGAGAUUAUAG